Harpia harpyja (harpy eagle) is the source of this 1119-nucleotide messenger RNA. It is a transcript of the gene LYSMD1, whose product is annotated as LysM domain containing 1. The record is from RefSeq and is a predicted model, not a curated record. NCBI's taxonomy places the organism in Eukaryota, Metazoa, Chordata, Aves, Accipitriformes, Accipitridae.
ACCGGAGCCCGGAGGCGCCCGGGGGCGGGGGUGGGGCCGAGCCCGCCCCCGUGAGCGGCGGCCGGAGCGCCGGGGCCGUGGGCCGGUCCCCCGCCCGGGCCGGGGCUGUUCGCAUGAGCCCCCCUUCCCCCCCCGCUCUGGCGGGGACCGGGGCUGAGCGGGGCCGUCCCGCCAUGGCGGCGGGGAGCGGGGGAGCGGGGGCCGCCGCCCGGGAGCACCGCCUGGAGCCCGGGGACACGCUACCGGGGCUGGCGCUGCGCUACGGGGUAACGAUGGAGCAGAUCAAGCGCGCCAACCGCCUCUACACCUCGGACACCAUCUUCCUCAAGCCCACCCUCCUCAUCCCCGUGCCGGCACAGCCAGGGGGACCCUGCCCCGAAGAUGAGGACAAGGACGAGGACAAGGACGAGGAGGAGGACAAGGAUGUGCCCAUCCCCCUGGGGGACAUCCCGGUGGCCCCCAUCCCAUCCCGCCAUGACCUCUCAGCCACUGAUUUCCUACGGCAGCUUGACGCCGAGAUCGGGCGCUCCAAGGCGGUGGCGGCGGCACAACGGCUCCGCGCCGGUGGCACAGGCAUGGCCAAGGCCGAAGGCACCCGGAGCCCCGAUGCUGGGGGCCCACCGGCUCCCCGGGGUCCCCGCCUCGGCCCCCGGCCCCUCACCAGGACCCCGCGGGCGGCCGCCCUCCGCGAUGCUGAGGACGAGAUCUUCAUGCUGUGACGCCGAGGAUGCCAGGGGAUGUGACACCCCGUGGUGACAGGGAUCCCAGGACACCCCCAGCCCCAGCUGGGGGAUACCGGAGGGGACACAGGGAUUUUGGGGGGACGGGACGGGACAUGGUGUCCCCUCCCUGUCUCCUUCAAGGGACCUUUCCUGCUGCAGGGACACCCAUCCCCUGAGUGCAGAGCCAGCCCUCUUGCAGGGCUACUGGGGGGUACUGGGACAAGACUUACCAGCUGAUGUUUUUCCUCUGGUUGUAUUUAUUUGUAUGUCUUUGCUCUCACGGGGGAGUUCGGACGGCGGUGGGACCCCCCCAUGCCAGUGCCUGGACCCCCAUGGGGACAGGGAUGGUCAGCCCCCACCCUGAGAGGCUGUAAAUAAAACAGAGCACUGUCACCCG